AUGACGAGCUCAGAUUUCCACCGAAGUUCCAACGAACAAUUCAGGCCCUUACACAUCGUAUAUGAUGGUCUUAACCGUGUAGACGGCUCAGCUCGCUUUGGAUUUGGAAAUUCUGCAGCGCUUGCGUCAGUCUCUGGCCCGAUAGAAGUGCGCCUGGCUGCAGAACAAUCGUCUCAGGCGACAUUUGAGGUCCACGUGAGGCCAUUUUCGAACGUACCAGCGACAGAUUCGAAGUCUCAGGCAACUGUCAUUCGAUCUGCACUGACGCCCUCCUUGAUUCUCACCAAAAAUCCGAGGACGUUGGUCCAAUUGGUCGUUCAAAACCUCAGCUCCGCCUCGACAAACACAGAACGAGAUGGCCUAACUGCUGCCAUGAUUAACGCCAGCACUUUGGCUCUAUUAAACGCUGGAUCAUUACCGAUGCGUGGGGUGGUUUGCGCCGUCGCUGUUGGCAGGACAUCGAACGGGGAGUUCUUGGUGGAUCCUACAGCGGAAGAGGCGAAGGAUAUCACGGAAGGAGGGUGCUUUUCAUUCAUGUUUGCGGGAUCGUCAGCCUCGACAUGUGUGUGGACUAAUUGGAGAUCGACAAGUGGAGGUGUCAAGCAGGAGCAUCUCGAGUCGGGGAAAGCGAUGGCUAGGACGGCUGCUCAACGGAUAUACAAGGCCAUCAAGACCAGUUUGGGCGGUGAGUCGGAGGACGAUGAAAUGGAAACAUAA
Coprinopsis cinerea okayama7#130 is the source of this 717-nucleotide messenger RNA. Its product is annotated as exosome component Rrp46. The coding region runs from base 1 to 717 and encodes 238 amino acids. The transcript has 2 exons. The record is from RefSeq and is a predicted model, not a curated record. Gene Ontology annotation, biological process: U4 snRNA 3'-end processing; rRNA catabolic process; nuclear mRNA surveillance. Gene Ontology annotation, cellular component: nuclear exosome (RNase complex); nucleolus; cytoplasmic exosome (RNase complex). NCBI's taxonomy places the organism in Eukaryota, Fungi, Basidiomycota, Agaricomycetes, Agaricales, Psathyrellaceae.